Messenger RNA from Sphenostylis stenocarpa, 2070 nucleotides. The record is from the annotation of a GenBank genome assembly. Lineage: Eukaryota; Viridiplantae; Streptophyta; Magnoliopsida; Fabales; Fabaceae.
AUGGAGAUCGUUUUGGACUACGGUGCUAUGGAUAUGUGGAAUUACGGGUUUCAUAGAACAGAUGCUUUAUCAAUUUUGUUGCAAAUUAAGCGCCAAAACAAACAGAUUCAACUUAAGAGUAGAUGGUUACUCGGCAUUCCUCCCACAAGAUCUGAGAAGAAGAAGUUGAAAAAAUAUUUCAAAAAUAGGUAUUUGUCUGAGUCUUUAAUCAGGGAAGACGAUAUGUUUUAUGAGUUAGUAAAAACUCAUGUUGAAGACGCCCUUGGAGAGCGCCGUUUUGAACAAGAAAAUGAUGUCCCUCAGGAGGACAUGGAUUUAAUUCAAACACCAAAAUUGAAAAGGUUGAUAUCACCGUGCCUUGAUAAAUUGACUACCAAAGGUCUCUAUCUUCUUGCUAUGAUAGUUACUGGUGGCUCAUACAAGUCUGAAAUAACACGUUGCAAAAUGAAAAAGGUUAUCAAGGGUUCUCUUUCAAGCGUUCUGGGUAGCAAAAGCCAUAAUCAUCUGGAAACAUGUAAACAGAUUUUUGCACUUCUCAACAAUCCACAGAAUUUCCGAGAUAGGUAUGAGCCUUUGGCUACAUUAAGAUCCCAAUCUUAUCAUGCUGCUGCAGCAAAGGUAUUGCAUGGACUGGAAAACUUGACAUCUCAGACCUUGAUCGCAAUGCGUAGAAAACUUAAAGGAGUGAAAGCACCAGUGCCUCAGUUACAACCUCGCAAACAUGGAUGGGCAAGAGAUCAUCUGAUCAAGCUAGUUAAGAAAAUCAGUGGAGAAAUGCUUUCUCAACUUGAUAGAGAAAGUGAGUUGCAAGAGCCAUUAGCCAAAGCCAUGGCAGUAGCAGAUUUAUCACUAAAACUUACAACUGGUUCUCGUAACAUAUUUUCAAAAGAUUUUUACCAAUUCUCCCCUGAGGUGAAGUCCUUGCAAAGUGAUAUUAUGAAUGCUAUAUGGUCUGUUAAGAAAGUAGUGACAGUGCCGGAGCUAAGAAGAUUACAGCUUCUCAUAGAACCAAAGGCUAUAAUAUCAAACAGGUGCAUUCGGGCAGCUUUUGUAAAUUUUUUGACUGAAUUUCUUUUUGAGUGCAAUGAUAUGGAUAGUGUUCCAAAGUCUCUAUCACAGAUACUAGAUGUUAUUAACAGAGGGUCUAAUAAUGGUUUGCACGACGUAUUAUUGAAAAAGAAGAAUAUUGAAGAAGAAGUUGACUACAUACUAAACUUAAGUGCUUUGACAAAACAAUUUGUUUUGGAUUUGUUGCCUGAUGAUGAAUUUGAUAACGACUUCACUGAUGCUUACAUGGAGCAAUCGGAAGAAAGUGAUGACAGCUGCAGUGAUGAGGGUGAUGAUAGUCAAAUUGAGGAGGGUAUACCAUUAAAAAAUGAAACAUUUAAUUCAAUGGAUUCAUGCUAUGAAGCAGAAAGCAUGGGAGAUUUCGCACCAUUUGAGUUCCGUCCUUGUACCAUCAAAACUGAGGAGAAUGUUUCGUCCUCCCCACUUAUAGUUACUGAUAGGUUGAAUAGUGGUUCUGAACAGUUUCGACCUAAUAACUGUGAUACUCUACAUUUGGAAUCUAAAUUUGACAACACUCCACAUAGCAUGGUAACUGACCAAUGCCAAGGAGAAAGCAUAGAGCAUCGUAGUACAUUUAUGGCUGGCAAAAACAACAAUUUUUCAUUUGUUUCACCUGACAGAGAAUUGGAUGAAAAUGUUGCAAAGAGAAAUCAUUUGUCUGAAUCAGACACUAAAGUAGAUGCAAGGAACAUAGCUGAUUUUUUUUGUAACAAGGAAGAAUCCGUGCCGACUAAGUACAGUGCAUGCAAAAACCAAUACCUGGCUAUCCAAGAUGCCUGUGAUAAGACAAGUAUGCUUGGAUAUAAUCUCAUUGGUCAUAUGUUAGAAGAAUUUGUCAAAACUGAAGGCCUAGAUUUAAACUUGAGCAAGAGUUUAUACCUCACCGGUAAUAAUCGCACGGAAUAUGUUGAAGAUAUAGAAGAUCAGUCAUCAUCUAGGAAACAUGCAAGAGAUUUUGUUCAAGUAAUUGAAGAGCUGAUUCCUUCCUUUCCAGAUAGGUGA